This is a messenger RNA of Dibothriocephalus latus, 300 nucleotides long. The record is from the annotation of a GenBank genome assembly. NCBI's taxonomy places the organism in Eukaryota, Metazoa, Platyhelminthes, Cestoda, Diphyllobothriidea, Diphyllobothriidae.
AUGGAAAUGCGACAAGCCAUUACGGAGAAGGAGAGCGACAAGACCCUUAAAACAAAAAUGCGUGAGAAGAUCCGACCUAAAAUGGGCAAGGUGGACAUUGACUACCAGAAGCUUCAUGACGCCUUCUUCAAAUACCAGACUAGGCCGAAACUCACGCAGCACGGUGAUCUCUACUACGAGGGCAAGGAGUUUGAAGUGAAGCUGAAGGAGAAGAAGCCUGGCGCGCUAUCCGAGGAACUGCGCAAUGCUCUCGGCUUGCCCGUGGGACCGGUAUGUGUUUAUUUUGCCCUCCUUAAAUGA